AUUACCCCGCCCACCUUGGUGUUAACUCACUCCAUGAGGCGUAGUCUUCUUUUGACUAUCCACUUUGCAACACACAUACCUCAACCCCGAUUUAACUCUACUAUGGCUACAAACUCAGUUCCAGAAGUCAUGAAAGCCGUGCAAAUGCGCAGAACCGGUGGACCUGAAGUGUUGCAGUAUAAGAUGGACUUUCCAGUCCCUGUUCCAGGUGAUGGGGAAAUUCUUGUUCAGAACGAAUUCAUUGGCAUCAAUUUCGUUGACGUUUAUUGGCGCAUGGGUAUGAUGGGAAUGGCCCCAAAUGGAAUCAUCGGACGCGAAGGCGAAGGAAGAAUUGUUGCCUUGGGCCCAGGAAAUCACCGAGGCUUGAAUAUUGGAGAUCGAGUUGGUUGGCUCUCCAUGGGAGCUUAUGCUGAAUACACCGCUGUACCGGCUCCACUGGCGCAUCGUCUUCCCGCGGAUAUCGAACCUGGUAUCGCCGCCGCUAGCCUUAUGCAAGGUCUUACGGCUUUAGCAUUAAUUCACAAGGUGACUCAGGUUAAAGAGGGGGAUUGGAUUCUGGUGCAUGCGGCAGCUGGAGGCGUAGGGUCAUGGUUGUGCCAAUUGUUGAGCCCUCUAGGGGUUAAGAUCAUCGCUACAGCCAGCACUCCCGAGAAAUUGCAGUUAGCAAAGGACAGAGGUGCUCAAUACAUCGUGAACUACAAAGAGGCGGAAUUUGUUGAGCAGAUACAACAAAUCACUGGUCAACACGGGGUAGACGUAGUGUUUGAUGGAAUCGGCAGAGAGCAGACUGAAAACAACAUGAAUCUCGUAGCCAAAAACGGGUCGAUCAUUACUUACGGGGCAGCGUCGGGAGCUCCUGGAUUUAUUUCUCAGCAGAGGUUAGCCGCAAAGAAUAUCAGGCUUGUUGGACCCGCCGAGACAGCAGUCAUGCGACAUCUGGGACUUGAGUUUGGUUUCUGGUGUUCCAAGCUGAUGGAAUCGAUCAAGGAAGAUAAGAUCGACGUCAAGAUCCAUCAUACUUAUGUGCUGUCAGACAUUGUCCAAGUUCACCAGGACUUGCAGGGACGAAAGACGACCGGGAAAGUCCUUGUAAAGCCGUAGUGGAUGGCCUUCGUAAGCCGACUGAUGCAAAACUCUGGGUCUGACUGGAAAGAACCGUGCAGGCCAAUAUUAGUAGAAUAAUAGGAAUCAGAUUUGUGACAACCCUAUCAUCGACUAAUACGAAACCUCGAUGUCGUGAUAUGACACGUAGAUAUGUCUCAGGCAUUCAUCUUGAACUAUUGAAUUAAUAUCCGUGAGAUUAGAAAAGCGGGGAAGGGACAUACUUCACCAGCACCUCGGCCGACAUACUCGGCUUGAAUGAGUAUUCGAGCGCUACUCUCAACACACAUAUCUAUGGUUUGAAAGGACGCAGUGGGCUGGUAUGUGCCCGUUGUUUACACAUCAUAAUUUUCUCCGCAUGUUCAAGUUCUGAAUGGAUGGACCGGUU
Molecule: messenger RNA, 1489 nt
Organism: Periconia digitata
Lineage: Eukaryota; Fungi; Ascomycota; Dothideomycetes; Pleosporales; Periconiaceae
Source: the annotation of a GenBank genome assembly